Molecule: messenger RNA, 6016 nt
Organism: Chelonia mydas (Green sea turtle)
Lineage: Eukaryota; Metazoa; Chordata; Testudines; Cheloniidae
Product: protein SSUH2 homolog
Exons: 14
Coding region: 621-1850 (409 amino acids)
Biological process (GO): P450-containing electron transport chain
Molecular function (GO): 2 iron, 2 sulfur cluster binding
Source: RefSeq, a predicted model, not a curated record
CAGAGGGAGCAUGUCUCAGCCUCAUGCAGCCGGGCUUUGGUGUUAGCUUGAAUAGGAAGUGGGAGGGGUGAGUGGGCCACAGGGUUUUAGCGAGGGAGUGGGUGAUCUAGCUGCGUUACCCCCCCAAAGUGAUGUGUACCCAAAAGAUAUGGGGCCAGAUCCACUUAGGGUGACCAGAUGUCCCGAUUUUAUAGGGACAGUCCUGAUUUGGGCGGCUUUUUCUUAUAUAGACUCAUAUUACCCCCCAGACCGUGUCCCGAUUUUUUGCAUUUGCUAUCUGGUCACCCUAGAUCCACUGCUGGUGUAAAUCAGUGUAAUUGUAUUGAAAUAUAUGACUUACAGCAGCAAAGGUUCUGGCAGCAAGGACUGCAGUGUGUGUUGUGUGUGUGUGUGUGUGUGUGCUAGUGUUUUAGCUGGUUGUCUGGGUUAGAGAAUUGGGCUGUGAGUUUUCCUAGGAAGUGGCUGAGGCUAUCUUCCAAGAGUGAGUUCCAGGUCUGCGGCCGGUCUCAGAAAAAACUCUGUCUCCUGCACACUUGAGUUUCACUCUGAAGGCUGACAGAGUUCUGUCGUUUCAAUGGAUGGAGCUGUCCUAGGAGUACAUGGUAACCACCUGAGGACAGAUGCCUUCCUUGGAUAGUCAUGGUCUAUAUAGAGUUUCCAGCCAGUGUUAUGGAGCUGUUGAUCAGAUGUCUCAUGCCUCUGCUGAAGGAUAUUUUGCUACCGACAUUCAGAUUUCAUCAGCCUGCACUGGUGCCAUCGCUCCUGAUCACAUGACCAAUGGAGAAGAACCCUCUGCUCCCCCUGCUUAUCCAAUAGACGAGAUCUCUGGCUAUGAAGGCACAGCACUGGGCGAUGGUGGAGGAAAAGGUUUACCUCCUCCAUCAGAUCUGGUGACUGAUCAUGGAGGUGGGCCCCCUCCAGCCCAAACAGACUGGAACAUUCCUGCUGUUUCAGAAGAUGCAGCCAAAGAAGCUCUUAUACAGUACGCGGCCAGUAAGUGCUGCUACAGCUCGGCCCCUGCCAAGGAAAUGGUGUUUCGGAAUCUGCAGCCAUUCAACACCUACAGAUAUCGGCUAGAGACCUUCACUGAAUCCAGAUCAUCUGAAUGGAAGACAACACCUUACAGGGAUGAAUUUGUUGACUCCUUUUUGCUUGGGCCAGCUCCUUUGCCAUGGAAUAUACCAGUGGAAGUUCCUACCUUGUUCAUAGACAACAUAACCAGAGUCAAAGUGCCCCAUACAUCUUCAUUAAAGGGCUGCGAUAAUUGUCGAUGUUCGGGUACAGUUAGCUGCACAACGUGUCAUGGAAACGGAAAGGUACAGUGCUGGAUUUGUCAUGGCUCUGGGAAGCGAAUGAAUGAGGACACAUGCACACACUGCAGCGGUUCUGGUCGGAGCAGUUGCAACAGUUGUUUUGGUUCAGGCCACAAUACCUGCAUAACGUGUGCAGGAAAAGGACAGUUGCUGUACUACAUUGAGCUUCAAGUCAAAUGGAAGAACAACAUUUUUGAAUAUGUGGCGGACCAAAGAUCUGGGUUUCCUGCUGACCGCUUCAAGGAGGUCACUGGGCAGAAGAAGUUUGUUGAUGAACAGUCCAUGGUUUACCCUGUUGUGAAUUUUCCUGAUCCUUCCAUCAGUCAGGCUUCCCAGAAUGCUGUUGUGCAACAUCACACUCAGUUUGCAUCUACAUCUCGUGUACUGAGACAGAGGCAAACUAUUGAGCUGAUCCCUCUUACUAAAGUGGAAUACGAGUGGCAAGGGGAACAGUAUUCCUAUUACGUGUAUGGAGAAGAAAAUAGGGUGUACGCAGAGAACUACCCCAAAAAGUGCUGCUGCUGCUCCGUUAUGUGACCGACUGAUCACUUCUCAGCACGCCAAGGACCGCGGCGGUUGUCCAGACCCAUGCAAGGAAAAGCUUCAUCUCGUACUCGUUUUGUUUUGGUCAAUAGAAGUUCAUUGAUUUGCAUGUUUGGGGCAGGCUGCAGCAGGAAGAAAAUGGGGGAGCAAGAGUUUGUCAAGCUGAUUAUUCAAUUCCAGGACUGGAUCCUGUAUGUAUGUCACAAUCCCUGUGGGGCCGCUUGGCUUUUGCUGUGGCUCUCCCUGUCCCGCCCUUGCCACUCGUAGAAUACAAACUGCAUUUGGGAUUACAGUACCAUUUAGUUUCUGCACUGUGUGUGGGCCUGGCCUAUUCUACCUUUACUCAGACUUCACUGGGUCUCUUGGCGUUAAUAAGGUCUACAUUUUUAUGAGUAAGGGAAUACAAGGAAAACAGGUCCUACGUCUGUGUCUUCCAUUAUCAGUAGUAGUAAAAAUUAUGUGACCGAACAGUCUACUCUGUCUUACGCUAGGGAAACCCGCUGACUUCAGUGAAGUUGUCUGUGGCAAACCUUGAGGCAGCAUUUUAACUCUUCUAACAGAAUCUCCAAAUGAAGAUAAACAGAGAAGGAAACAGGACAAAUUGUGGAUUUUUUUUUUUUAAAUUAAGAGUAUAGGGCUUGACUAAAAGCCUCUUGAGGUCAAUGUGAAUCUUUCCAUGACUUCAGUGGAUCAGGUUUAUAAUGCAUAUUAUUAAUCACCCACUAUCAACUUCUAACCUUUCUUGCUGCUGAGUUUUCAGCAUGUUUGGAUCGUUCCUCAUUUGCCAUGGGAGUGUGAUACACACACACACCCCCACCCCCCCCCACCUGUAGUUUCUCUUGCUGUACCAAUGUCAUAGUAAUAAAAUAUGACUAGGUAGGAUUCCUGUUAAGAAUAAAUGUAUCUGGGCAGUUGUGCUAAAAACACUGUAGUAAUAAUGCCCAAGUGUUUACUUGCACAUGCUUGUCAAAUCCAGUUUUUGUAGGUGGAAUAUAACCAGGGUGGACUGCAUUGUUCUUUUAAAUAGUUAAGUGGGAUUUAGUGGCUGUGAUAAGAGCUUCGGAGAAGCUAUUUGUCCACAUAUCCAGUAUAAGCAAUGGGAGUUUAAACGUCCUCCAGUUCUGCUAACAUACUGUCAGUGUGCCCUAACCUUGACCUGGAGGGAUCAAGUUGGGGGCUAAGAUGGUAGCCCAGCUGCCAUACCCACUCAGUCUUUGUCCUCUGCUAACACUAUCAGUAGUUCUAAUUGCUGUCAGUUUAUUGUUAUUACUAUUAGUUGUGUUGCACGGGAGCCCCACUCAUGGACCAGGACCCCACUGUACUAGGCACUGUACAAACCCAGAACAAAAAGUGAGCCCUUGCCCCAAAGAACUUACAAUCUAAGUUAGAGUUUACAAUCCAGUUGUGCUGGUUUUGUCCACUAGGAAAUGGACGGAAAUCACUAACCAAUUCUGCGUACAGCAAGGAAAGGCCAUCAGCUGUUGUCACUCACUUGGAAGUGACCUAGACGAACCAGUGCUAAUGACUGCAUGGAUAACAAUUUUCAAAAGCACCUACGUCUCAUUAAACUUACGUCUCCUAAGUCACUUAGGUGCUUUUGAAAAUGUUACCCUACAUUUAAUAUUUACUUGGGUAAUAGUGUAUCUUACCCAAUAUUUUGCAGAGCGAAAACCACUUUCAGACUGAUUUAUUGUUGCAAAAUGACUUCUGUCAUGAAAACCAAAAGUAUUAGUAACCAUAAACAGAAUAAUUGAACCCCUGAUACCAGCAGUCAGGAUCGGGUUACUUUUGAUGCCACUGCAAGAAUCAUAUUAUUUAGUAUGUUUAUAACACUUCACCAAUUAUAAACAUUCAGCUUUAAAUUCAGGGAUGUUUAGAAAGCAUCUCUUUGUCUGAUAGUGAAUGUAAGUUUGGAUGGGCCAUGGAUCAGAAUUUAACAGACUCUGGUACCCUUUGCUUAUACAUCUAAGGUAAAAGAGGGCUUGUUCUGUUAUAGAAUUGUUACAAGUGUCUCGGGUGAACAUUUUGAUUUGGGGGUAAAUCUGAAUGAGCUCCAUUGACUUCAGAAGAAUUAUUCUGGAUUUACAUUAAUGAAACCAAGAUCAGAAUCUGACCCUUGGUAGAAAUUAAUGUAAUUUGUUUGAUUUUUUCAACAGCAGAAUUAUGUGGCUAAACUAGCUAUUACUUUGCCCCAGUCCCAUCUUUCCCAGAUCAAUGUGUAUGUGUGCUGGAAAAAUUUGAACAGGCUGAAUAAUUUCAAAAAUACGGAUCUGAAUGUUUCCCCUUGUAGUAUUUUUGGAUAGUCUUUGUUUUUAAAAUCUUUAACCAGGAUCUUUUCAGCAGAUCAAAUGUAAUUUUUUUCAAAAGUGCCUCAGUGAUUUAGAAGUAGAGCUGGUUGGCGAAACUUCAAUAAAACCAUAUUCCAUCAGAAUAUACAGUGCUGUCAAAAUAAAAAUGCUUUGCUAAAUCAGGUCAAUUUUGAUGGAAUUUAAUUGUGGAAGAAAACUGGAAAAAAGUUUUGAUUUUUUUUUUGUUUUACUUUGAAACCACUUUUUGUUUUGAAUUGUUUUUGUUUUGUAUCAUAAAGUAUAUUUUUUUAAAAAGUCAAAACUAAAACAUUUUGACCCACCUGACAUGGAAAUUCUUCAGAAUCUUCCUUUGCAGAGAAUUUAAAAAUAUUUGGUUUGCAUUGUAAUCUGAAAUGAAGUCAAAAUUUGAGAUCUUGAAAUCCUCCAUCCCUUUCAUAGCUCUGCUUAACCUAAAUCCCCAAAACAGACUUAAGAACCUAAGUCCCAUUGAAAGUCAAUGGGUCUCAGGGUCCUAAGUCUGUUUUGAAAAUGGACCUUACGAUCUUUUGUAUAUUUUACCCCAAAUCUUUUCAGAGAGCAGCAUAGGAUGAAUACAGCUUAGGUGCAUAUACAGAUUCAUAGAUUCAUAGAUAUUUAGGUCAGAAGGGACCAUUAUGAUCAUCUAGUCUGACCUCCUGCACAACGCAGGCCACAGAAUUUCUCCCACCACUCCUACAAAAAAACCUCACACCUAUAUCUGUGCUAUUGAAGUCCUCAAAUUGUAGUUUAAAGACCUCAAGGAGCAGAGAAUCCUCCAGCAAGUGACCCAUGCCCCAUGCUACAGAGGAAGGCGAAAAACCUCCAGGGCCUUCCAAUCUGCCCUGGAGGAAAAUUCCUUCCCGACCCCAAAUAUGGCGAUCAGCUAAACCCUGAGCAUAUGGGCAAGGUUCAUCAGCCAGAUACUACAGAAAAUUCUUUCCCGGGUAACUUGGAUCUUACCCCAUCUAAAAACCCAUCACAGGCCAUUGGGCCUAUUUACCAUGAAUAUUUAAUUACCAAAACCAUGUUAUCCCAUCAUACCAUCUCCUCCAUAAACUUAUCGAGUUUAAUCUUAAAGCAAGAUAGAUCUUUUGCCCCCACUACUUCCCUCGGAAGGCUAUUCCAAAACUUCACUCCUCUAAUGGUUAGAAACCUUCGUCUAAUUUCUAAUCUAAAUUUCCUAGUGGCCAGUUUAUAUCCAUUUGUUCUUGUGUCCACAUUGGUACUGAGUUUAAAUAAUUCCUCUCCCUCUCUGGUAUUUAUCCCUCUGAUAUAUUUAUAGAGAGCAAUCAUAUCUCCCCUCAACCUUCUUUUAGUUAGGCUAAGCAAGCCAAGCUCCCUGAGUCUCCUUUCAUAAGACAAGUUUUCCAUUCCUCGGAUCAUCCUAGUAGCCCUUCUCUGUAUCUGUUCCAGUUUGAAUUCAUCCUUCUUAAACAUGGGAGACCAGAACUGCACACAGUAUUCCAGGUGAGGUCUCACCAGUGCCUUGUAUAACGGUACUAAAACCUCCUUAUCCCUACUGGAAAUACCUCUCCUGAUGCAUCCCAAGACGACAUUAGCAUAAGAUAAGCAAUGCAACAUUUAAAACAAGAGAGACAGAAUGAGAUUUUACUACGUUAUGUUCCUAGACUAUAUAUCAUGACUUUUUAAAACUGGAAAGAUAUUUCAUCAAGUCAGAUUUACUUUUCCCAUAAAUGUUGCAUGGCACUGCAAUAUACAGAAGACCAAAGAGCAAUACAAGUUGCCAGUUUUCAAGGUGUGUCUGCAAGGGUGGAAAAUGUGUUUGGUUUAUUGUAAUAACACAUUUAUGAAUAAAUAAUAGCAUAAUGUUCA